AUGGGUUUACCUACUUCACCUCCUACUACAUCUACUGUUAUAAAUCGUGGUGCAUUAAUUGUUCUUGAAGGAUGUGAAGAUGGUACAACAUCAUUACAAUCUACCAAAUUAUUUGAAAUUUUAAAGAAUGAAGGAUUUAAAGCGGCUUUAUGGAAAUUUCCGGAUGUUUCAACUCCAUCAGGAAUAGCACUUAAAGCGUAUCAAACAAAUGGUCAUCAACCUCAUCCUAAAACUCUUCAUUUACUUGUUUCCGCUCAUUGGUGGGAAUUAAUGCCAAUAAUGAAAGAUCAUUUACUUAAUGGUACCACACUUAUCGUGGAUCGUUAUGUUUAUUCUGCAAUUGCUGCUUCCACUGCUGCAGGAUUAGAUUUGAAUUGGUGUAAAAAUAGUUACGUUCAAUUUAAUAAUAUGGAACAAAAAAGAAUGCAAGAUGCUUUUAAUAGAUUGGCAGAAGUUCAGUGGAAAAUUCUGGACUCUUGUCAAUCGAAUAUAUAUGUUCAUGCUGAAAUUCUCAAAGCUUCAAUUGAAGUUAUUGAAAGAUGUCGUAAAGGUAUCACAUCUACCAAUUACGUUGGUAAUAAUAAUUUGAUGACACAAAAUUCACCUCAAUUUUUACCAUCACCAAUUGGAGCACCUAAUACAUCACAAUCCUAUCACCCUCCUCCUUUAAUUAAUUUAAACGGAAGACAUGAUGGUUUUUCCAGACCUGUUCAUGUGCAAUUGUAA
Molecule: messenger RNA, 726 nt
Organism: Diversispora eburnea
Lineage: Eukaryota; Fungi; Glomeromycota; Glomeromycetes; Diversisporales; Diversisporaceae
Source: the annotation of a GenBank genome assembly